Sebastes umbrosus (honeycomb rockfish) is the source of this 1652-nucleotide messenger RNA. It is a transcript of the gene ak6, whose product is annotated as adenylate kinase 6. The record is from RefSeq and is a predicted model, not a curated record. Gene Ontology annotation, molecular function: AMP kinase activity; ATP binding; ATP hydrolysis activity. Gene Ontology annotation, cellular component: nucleus; cytoplasm. Bases 21 to 725 code for a protein of 234 amino acids. The transcript has 6 exons. NCBI's taxonomy places the organism in Eukaryota, Metazoa, Chordata, Actinopteri, Perciformes, Sebastidae.
CGGCUCUUUGAACCGGCUCAAUGAACCGGCUCGUUCGCGACCUACACAUCUCAAGCCUCAGUUCACUCACUGCAGUGUUUGCUCGACGUGUUAGCAAACAUCUAGCUAGCUUUAGCUAUCUACCCAAGACUUCCAUUUUGUCCGAUUCCUCUUUUUCCAGGUACCCGUCGUGGAGACACGUGUUUGCUGCUAGCAGAGCUAUGAAGGCGAGGAAGAGACCAAACAUCCUGCUGACAGGAACCCCUGGUGUUGGAAAGACCACUUUAGGAAAGGAGCUAGCCGAGCGGACAGGACUGAGCUAUAUCAACAUAGGAGACCUGGCCCAGGAAGGAAACCUUUAUGAUGGCUAUGACGAAGAGUACCAGUGCCCGAUUUUGGAUGAGGACGGGGUGGUGGAUGAGCUGGAUGAAAAGAUGGUAGAAGGUGGUGCGAUUGUCGACUAUCACGGCUGCGACCUGUUCCCUGAACGCUGGUUCCACAUCGUCUUUGUCCUCCGCACAGACAACACCCAGCUGUACACACGGCUAGAGAACAGGGGUUACACGGGGAAGAAGCUGCAGGACAACGUGCAGUGCGAGAUCUUCCAGACCAUCUACGAGGAGGCCAGGGAGGCCUACAGCGAGGAGAUCGUCCACCAGCUGCACAGCAACACUCCCGAGGACCUGGAGCGCAACCUGGAGCAGCUGGUUGAGUGGACUGAGCAGUGGAUGAAGGACCAUAACUAGAAGCAUCCACUGGCAGGACUGUCAACAAAAACUUAUUUGGACAAUUAAAAAUGAAUUGUAGUUGUUUGCCAAUAUGCAUUUAUUUUUCAUAGAUUUUGCCAUCAUGAAGACUGGUGAUAUAGUCAGAGUCUCAUCACUUUCUUCAGUGGCUUCUUUUACCUGCUUCUAGUUUGCAGGGAGUACUGCUGGGCCAACUCGCUCUCCAAUGGUUGGACUGUAAAGGGCCAGUGUGUAGCAUUUAGGGAGAUCUACCUUACAUUAGAAGGAGACGUUUAUAUCUACAUAGGGAGCGGGUCCUCUUUAUGGAGUCCGCUAUGUUGCACAGCCGUGUUUCUACAGUAGCCCAGAACGGACAAACCGUACACUGGCUCUAGAUUCGACGUUUUCGCAUCGGCCACCGUAGUUCUCCUACACAGUUGGCACGCUGGGAGAAGUUUCACUUGUUUGUAAUCUGCAACCUCACGGCAAGAUGCCGCCAAAUCCUACACACUGGACCUUUUUUUAAAGCAGUUGAUAGUUGUCCUUUUAAAAACUGUAACAAACACCGGGAUGUCUGACACCAGAGGUCUGAUUACCCAUAACAUUAUUUUUUGACCAUUUCAAACUAGUGUCAAGUCAAAACACUCAUGUACUGCUGCAUUUAUGUCAUACUUUUUUUAUAUAUAUAAAUGGCCACAGGGAAACAACAUUGUCAGCAUGUCCUAGUGAUAAUUACACAGUAGUUGGGGCUAGAUAUCAAAUCCCACUGAGUAUUGACAGAGGUCAAGUAACAAGAACAAUGAACCUUAUUUACAGAGCACUUCUCUAAAUGUUAUAAUGUGUUAUAAUAAAAUACAUAAUGAAAAGUGAUGCUGUAACUGGGUAAAAAUGAUAAAAUAUGGGGAAGUAGAAUUAACCAAAAUCAGAAUAAAGUGUUUUGAAAGAGGA